AAGAAAUCGCACAGGGAAAGGUGCUGGUCGUGUAGUGGACAUUUUUGUUUUUGUUUUGUUGCCCUGCGGAUAUGCAGAUCUGGUUUGAGUCGAUCGCCGAACGUAGGAGGAUGUGACGGGUCGGAACCGGUUGAUUUAGGUCUGGGUCGGUACUGCGACUUGAAAAUAAGGAACUGACCAUACUACGACUAGCCCAGGGUUAAAGAACUGAGAACGGCGGCAGUACUCGUGUGUGUUUCAAGAGGACGCAGUCAGCAUGAUUGAGGUAGUGGCCACCCUGUCUCGCGGCCCAGUCUUCCUGGCAGGAGAGACGCUGGAGUGUCUCAUCACCUUCACCAACCCCCUCUCCCACCGCUCCACCUCUGCCAGCAGUGAGAUGCUGGCCUGGGCGAGCGCUCAGAUCCUCUGCCAGUUUCACGGCAGCGAGAACCGGGUGGCGCUGCCAUCUGAGGGGCCCAAACAGGACGUGCAGGCAAAGAGCGACACUGUGCUCGUCCCCAACAGAGGGGAGCGGGGGCACUGCAUGCUUUCAACUCCUCCAAAGAUUCUGUUCUGUGACCUAAGACUGGACCCAGGAGAGUCCAAAUCCUACUCGUACUGUGAGACGGUGCCUCUGGAUGCCCCGCCCACAUUCCGCGGUCAGUCUGUGAAGUACGUCUACAAGCUGACCAUUGGCUGCCAGCGCGUCAACUCUCCAAUCAAACUGCUGCGGGUCCCCUUCCGGGUGCUGGUGGUGCACGGCCUGGAGGACCCCCCGUUCCCCCGAGACGAGGUGGUGGCACCUUCAAACCCCUUCUUGGAGGAGGAAGAAGGGGUGAAGAAGGACUCGCGCCUGCUGGAGAUCGCCACAGAGAUGCUCAUGAUGACCACAUCACGCCGCAGCCAGCACCUGUUCAACAUCACUAAUGUACGAGGGAAGGUGGGGAAAUUCUGCAUUUUCAAGAUGGUGUACAGGAUCGGAGAGGAUAUUGUAGGGACCUUCGACUUCUCCGAGGGAGACAUUCCCUGUCUCCAGUUCUCAGUGAGCCUGCAGAGUGAGGAGCAUGUCGAGGAGCAGUACCAGCGGCGGCCGGGCCAGCCUGCCUCUCUGACUGCACACACCCGGCACCAGGAGUCCUGCCUGCACACCGCGGCCACGCACUUCUGCCUACCCAUCCCUCUGAGUGCCACGCCUGGGUUCAACACUGACAUUGUGUCUCUGAGAUGGCGUCUUCACUUCGAGUUUGUUACAGCCCGAGACCCUGUGGAACCGCCCACCGUCCCUGAGAACCAAUCAGAGGUCAUCACCUGGACGGGGGCGGAUCACAUCGAUGUGGACACCUUCAGCUGGGACCUGCCCAUCAAGGUGCUGCCCACCAAUCCUGUGCUAGCUUCCUAUGUCACGCAGUUUCCAGGGUCCAAUUCCAUCACCAUCUGAGUUGAAUUCCCUCAGACCCCCAGUGCAAAGUUCUCUGAAGUAUAUUGUACUGAAUGUGCUGGCCUUCAGACCCCCAGUGCAGAGUUCUAUGAAGUAUAUUUUAUUAAAUGUGCUGGCUCUCAGUUCCCCAAUACUGAGUUGUCUAUUUUGUAUUGAAUUAGCUGGCUCUCAGAUCCCCCAGUACAGUACUGUGUUCUCUGUACAGAACUUUAUUGAAUUUGCUGGCUUUAUUAUCUCUCUAUCUGACUGUGAGACCACAGUUUUAUAUUCCUACAUAUUCUGUUGAUUUUUAAUCUGUAUUUAACUGCAUUUGACAGCUGUAAUACAUUACAGACAUACAAGCAGUGUCAUGUUCCUAAGGAUUUUAUUGUAUAUGAAAUAACUUUGUUAGGAUUUUUUAAUGUGAGGUGCUUGUCGUUAAUAAUCAUGUAGGUGGUCUGGAAUGUAUGUGAACGGCAGUGAAAACUUGUCCUUAAUUUAUAGUUUAAUAAAUUGCAGCAGAGACUAACCAAACAAUUAAAGCUUCAAUUAAUAAAAAGUAAGAAAAAAAAAAAAAACUUCAUGCAAUUAUGUAAGAGCUGUUAUUUGAACAUUGGUUGAUUCUUGCCAGUUCUGUCAGAUUUUUCUUUAUUUUUACAAAAAAAAAUGUUACAAACUUCGAAAGACGCUGCUGGUCAACGUUUUGUCUAAUUUACAGUGAAUUUCUUUCGAUUUGAAUUUAAGGUACGGGUGGGAAAAAACAUAGAGAACGUCUGAGUAAUUGCGCCUUCAUAUUAAUGCCUUUGUUAAUGUCCAGUUUCUGUCUCGUUUUACAAAGGUUUUAAAACACAGGCUCUUUUGAGUGUGAACAGAUAUUUGAACAUGUUUUUUGAUUCUUUCCCUCUGACUCGCUUUUGUUUUGAUUGUUGUUUUUGUCUUUUCUUUAUUUGUGAACGACACACACUGCUACACCUGGUGGUGGCACACCGACACUGCCGUCUUCUCUUCUGUUUUUAUUAAAAGGAAAUAUAUAGCAAACAUGCAUUUUCAUUUAAAACAUGCUAUCUGGCAGUAUUGGGGUCAAAUCCUGUUUUUCAAUUCCAUUUCCAGUUCAUUGUUAAAAUCCAUUUCCAGUUCCAAUUUCCUUGUAAUCAAUUCCAACACAUCAUUGAUCAAAAUGGUAAUUAGUAGUAUUCUGUUAAAAUGAGCUUCUCACAGUGGCAACAAAUAACUUUUUUUUUUUU
Acipenser ruthenus (sterlet) is the source of this 2640-nucleotide messenger RNA. RefSeq names its product GP1 homolog, RAB6A GEF complex partner 1 (gene rgp1). Gene Ontology annotation, biological process: retrograde transport, endosome to Golgi. Gene Ontology annotation, cellular component: Golgi membrane; Ric1-Rgp1 guanyl-nucleotide exchange factor complex. The coding region runs from base 257 to 1417 and encodes 386 amino acids. Lineage: Eukaryota; Metazoa; Chordata; Actinopteri; Acipenseriformes; Acipenseridae. The record is from RefSeq and is a predicted model, not a curated record. The transcript is spliced from 9 exons.